Molecule: messenger RNA, 358 nt
Organism: Dentiscutata erythropus
Lineage: Eukaryota; Fungi; Glomeromycota; Glomeromycetes; Diversisporales; Gigasporaceae
Source: the annotation of a GenBank genome assembly
AUGAUUUCAAGAAAAUUUCUUAACAAAGUAGAUACAUAUGUUAUUGGACAUUGUGGUAGUGAAAUAAAGUUAAAUGUAUAUCAAUCUAGAAGAGAUGAUGGUGUUUUGGUUGAUAAAAUUGAAUUUGGAAUAGAAUCAAAAGAAGUUGAGUUGCAUGAUAUUUUUAUUCAUUUAAAAUUUACUAGUUAUCAUAAUAAAAGCAGACAAAGUAGAAUUAGAAUACCCUCAAGUAUAGAUGAUGAAACUAAUGAAUUACAAUAUACAAAUAUAACUCCAGUGUUGGAUACAAUGAUCUUAAAACUUUUUAUUGUUGAAAUAUGUCUUAAAGAUGCUGCAAAAGAUAAAGAUAUGGCUAUUG